Ilex paraguariensis (yerba mate) is the source of this 1040-nucleotide messenger RNA. The record is from the annotation of a GenBank genome assembly. Lineage: Eukaryota; Viridiplantae; Streptophyta; Magnoliopsida; Aquifoliales; Aquifoliaceae.
AUGGUAAGUUUUUUGGUUUUCCAAAGGCUUAAGUCAUGGAACGGCGGCCCUGGGACCCAAGUGAACCUGCCGGAGCUCCAUCUUGCUAACAGACUUGAUCGUGACACAAGUGGUGUAAUGGUAAUCACCAAAUCACACAAAGUAGCCGGUAAGCUUGUGAAGGCUUUCACGGACCACAAGGUUAGGAAAACUUACAUUGCUUCGUGUGUUGGAUCAACUCCACAAUGGGGAAAAAUCACCAUUAAAUCAGGUCAUGGUCGAUCAAAGUUUGGAGCCUGGCGUGUGUAUGCUGCAUCAGAUGUCGGUCAGACACUACCAGGUGGAUCAGUUGUUAGAGACAUGGAAACAUCAUUUGAAAUAUUAUCAGUAAAUGGUCAGAUGCCUUCUGGAUCAGAAAAAGAUGUUGGAAAUGUUUUAGUUGUUGAAGAGAAAAAUUUAAUCGAUUGUGAUGUGAAGAAAGAUGAGAUUCUGGUAAGAGCAUAUCCUCGAAGUGGAAGAACACAUCAAAUUCGCUUGCAUUGCCAGUACCUUGGAAUUUCUAUACGGGGAGAUGUGAAAUAUGAGGGUGUCUAUGAUUGGAAAGGGAGAACUUAUGAUGGUCAUGAACUUCAUGCGGAGACUCUAUCUUUUGAGCACCCUGUUACUGGUGGACCUGUUCGGAUUGAGGCACCUUGGCCUAUGUGGAUGAGCCAAGCAUUGCAGCCAUUAAAGAGAGGCUUACACAGGUAGAUUGAUGUAAUUUGUUGAGUGAAUACAGAAAAAUAUUGAAUUAACACUUCGGCUUUUGGCCUAAUACACAACCAAUCUAAUAUUCGUACGACACCAUAACCAAUGUGAGCUCAUAAAGUACAGAACUAAAAAGGCUGCGCAACAAAUGAUGGAAGAUAUCUAAGUUGUACAAUGUGAACUUGGAAAGCCAACAGUGUUAACAUGAGAUUGACUACAAAUUUUUCCCAGUUGGAUGUGGUCAAAAUGCAUUAAUAACCAUCACACUUGUUUAAUGCGUUUAUUUAGCUCAAAUCUUGAAGAUAUUAGUACAU